AUGGAUGUUGGUGGCACGGCUGCUGAGCAGAGGCAAUUACUUCAAAAAUACGCCAACCAGAUAAAAAUAUUGAGCGAAGAGAUCACACACUAUGAGAACGAACAAUCGGUGAAGGAAUGGGCCAUCAAAGACCUCAAUGAGAAGUUAAACAAUCUUAAUGAACAGAUUCAGACAUUGAGACAGGAUUUGCGGAUUGAAACAGAGCGUUGCCAAUCUUUAGAGGACGCUAAUACGGAACUACAAUCGAAGUAUAACAAGAGUGAAGCUUCUAGACAGGAAAUGAUGCAUGAAUUGGAGCAAUUGAAUAAUGAGAAACGGGUAAUUAGCGAGAAAAUCCGUCAAUCGUACAUUAAACUAGGUACAAAGAGAAAGAUAGGCGAUAAACUGGUGCCAGAUAAUAACAGUGAUGAUGAGAACCACGACGAUGGACCACAUCACGAAGAAGACGACGUGGUUAAUGCCGUGAACACGAUAACCACAAUAAGCGAUUUUAAAGGACGGAAAAUUUCUUCAGUUUCCACACGAGACGCAUCAUUUGAUGAAUGGUGUGGGUCUGAGUCUGAGGCUGAAGAAAAUGAGGACGAAAUUUACGAUGCGGAACGUGAGGUGUUCAUCCAGCAGCCUUUGCUUACGCAAUACGAAACGUUGAUCCAAAAGCUUCAAGGAGAAAAUGAAAAGAUGUUAAGACAGCUUCGAGGAAAGAUGAAUAAUCACAGAAUCAAUUAUAGUUGGCCUUUGUUCGUAUAUGAGACCUGUCCUGUAGCCAUUUCUACGUUAAAGAAUUUCAUACGACCAUCCUUUUUGCUAUUGUGGCAGCCAUGGUGGUCGCAGUUCCGCACAUGCAGUAACCACGAUGUAAUAGAAACGUUGCCUUGUAUAAAUGAUGUGCAGUAA
Molecule: messenger RNA, 894 nt
Organism: Kluyveromyces lactis
Lineage: Eukaryota; Fungi; Ascomycota; Saccharomycetes; Saccharomycetales; Saccharomycetaceae
Exons: 1
Coding region: 1-894 (297 amino acids)
Source: RefSeq, a predicted model, not a curated record